AUGUCUCCAUCCUUACAAUCCCGAGCCAAAGGCGCCAUUUGGGGCGUCUGCGUAGCCGACGCCCUCGGCGGCCCCGUACAAUUCAGAGACCCAGGAACCUUCGAACCGAUCACAGGCUUAAGAUUUGUUACACCCUUCAAACAACCAGCUGGCUCCUACUCCGACGACGGGUCUAUGACCCUAGCCUUGGCAUGCUCAUUCAACAAGUCCAAUAUGCAAUACAACCAUGAGCUGGCAAUCCAGCACUUUGUCGAGUGGAGAACCAAAGGCCGUUUCAGCACUAUCAACCGCUCAUGGGAUGUCGGACGCUCCACUCGCACCUCACUUCAAAUAUGGGUGAAGUGUGGCAUGGAAGGUGGUGAUUUCGAACUUGCCCAGGCGAAGGUCACUAACAAAUUGAAUCGCGAUGAGUUCUCCGGGAAUGGGAGCUUGAUGCGGAUCGUCCCGAUUGGGUUGGUUUACUGGCAAGAUUCGGAAUUGGCGAGAAAAACUGCCAGAAAACAUAGCCAGAUCACUCAUCCUUCGCUCACGUGUGUGGAAGCCUGUGAAGCGUAUACGGAGUUGGUGUGUAGGGUUAUGAAUGGUCAAACGAAGAAAGAAAUCGUCCACGCGGUCUCCGUGUUCCCAUUUACUCAUCCUGCCCUGAAGGAGCGCCUGUCACAGCACAGAUACAAAACGAUCAACGAUUGGGAGGUGAAGGCGCCCAGUGAUAUGAGGAGUAGUGGAUGGGUUGUCGAUACACUUGAAUGUGCUCUGUGGGCAUUCUUCAAGUAUGAUACCUGGAAGGAGGGGGCGUUGGCAGUUGUCAAUCUGGGUGGUGACUCGGAUACUGCAGGGGCUGUUUAUGGAGGUCUCGCGGGGGCGUUCUAUGGAUUUGAUGCUAUUCCUGGUGAAUGGGUGGAUGGGAUGCAGAAGAAAGGGUUCAUUGAAAGUAUUGCUGGUGCUCUAUCAGAUGGGAUUGCUUGA
Penicillium verrucosum is the source of this 966-nucleotide messenger RNA. RefSeq names its product ADP-ribosylglycohydrolase family protein. Lineage: Eukaryota; Fungi; Ascomycota; Eurotiomycetes; Eurotiales; Aspergillaceae. The transcript is spliced from 3 exons. The record is from RefSeq and is a predicted model, not a curated record. The coding region runs from base 1 to 966 and encodes 321 amino acids.